UCUAAUAAAAUGCUUUUCCAGGUCCUAAAGUCAUUCCGGGUUUGGAUUUGUAGUUUCCAGGCCCUCGACCGACUGGGCCGCCCUCUAUACAUCAAGUUGGAUGUCCAAUUUCCUGCCACCGGCUCCAGAAAGGCCUUCCUCCAGCUUCCUUUUCAAGACUCGUCCAUCACAGCAGGGAUAGAACUUUUGGCCACCCGCACUCUCCAGCAGGUCUUUAUCCCAGCAGACUGGGCUCAUCCUGGAGGGUACUUCUUCAUGAACCUUCCUUCCUACCCAUAUCUUAUCAAGGCCCUUAUUGUUGCCUUUGUCGGGGUCAUCAAUCCGGUUAUGUGUUGCUAUUGUAUCCGCAGCUAUCUCUCGACAACCACCCGCUUCAACAAACACAUUCUGACCCCUUUUUAUGCCUGCAUUUCGGCCCCGGGAUAUAUAAAUAGGAUGUAUGCUAAUUGCCUUUGGCAUAACCGGACUGAUUGCAACUGGAAAUGCCUCCAUAGGUACAUAGCUUCAGGUCGUCAGGAAGGUCCUCGGAAAUUUCCUCUUGGUAGUCGAGCCACAAACCCGAAUAUAUCGACCUCUUACGCUUCUGACAUCUUCAACCCUCGUUCUUGCCCUCGGAUCAUUGGCGAAUAUCCCUCUGAGGCUGGCAGUGCGUCUAACCUUAAGAUUUGUCGUUAGGCUUCCUAG
Ilyonectria robusta is the source of this 684-nucleotide messenger RNA. RefSeq lists its product as uncharacterized. The record is from RefSeq and is a predicted model, not a curated record. The transcript is spliced from 2 exons. Bases 10 to 675 code for a protein of 221 amino acids. NCBI's taxonomy places the organism in Eukaryota, Fungi, Ascomycota, Sordariomycetes, Hypocreales, Nectriaceae.